Molecule: messenger RNA, 566 nt
Organism: Aspergillus candidus
Lineage: Eukaryota; Fungi; Ascomycota; Eurotiomycetes; Eurotiales; Aspergillaceae
Exons: 2
Coding region: 65-388 (107 amino acids)
Source: RefSeq, a predicted model, not a curated record
CUUUCAUUCAUACUUUUAUUCCUUUGGCAUAAUAACCCCCACAUCCAUCCAUUUCUUUGUCAACAUGCCAUGGCAGGGUCUGGGCACCGACAAAGAUCGAGAAGAUGAACAGCUCAUGGUCCGAUGGGAAAACCGGGUCAGGGGAGCCAGGGCGGUCGCUGAUUGGCCCGUGGGCGGUGUUUAUUGCUCAGGCAGGAACGAACCUCACCCCAUCCUCUUCUCUCUCUUCUUUCUUCUCUUCCUUUUCUUCUCUCCUUCGAUCUACGUGUCUCUCCUAUUCCUCUACCGCACUCACUUCAUCAAUCCAUCCUCCAGCUGUCUAUUUUCGAUUGCUGGAAGUUUCUUUCAUCCCCAAUCUUCUUUCCCUAGAUUUCUAGACCGCGUUUAACCGUUCUUCCACCAUGCGAGGCGAAGUGUGCCAUAUCCAUAUCGGUCAGGCGGGCGCUCAGCUCGGUAACAGUGCCUGGGAGCUGUAUGUCCCUCACCGCUUUAAGUUUUUUUACUUCGUCAUCCAUCUAACCUCGGUUCCUACCAUCGUAUAGCUACCUUCUAGAACAUGGCCUCAA